Molecule: messenger RNA, 1929 nt
Organism: Chelmon rostratus (copperband butterflyfish)
Lineage: Eukaryota; Metazoa; Chordata; Actinopteri; Chaetodontiformes; Chaetodontidae
Product: collagen alpha-1(XXV) chain
Exons: 35
Coding region: 1-1929 (642 amino acids)
Source: RefSeq, a predicted model, not a curated record
AUGGAGAGAGAAGUGGCGCCUCAGAAGCGACACUAUUACCGCACAACAGUGCUGCACAUAAUCUCGUCUUUAUGUUCGGUGGCGUCCAUCGCCUUUUGCGUUCUCCUGAGCAUGAACGCAGCUGAUCUCAAGAGCCGGGUUGUGGAUUUGGAGAGUGGGAAUGGCGAGCACACCUUUGUCCGCGCCCCUGGCUACUCCAUGGAUGAUUUUAAUUCGCUGAUUGAUCAAAGAGUGGACGAGCUGCUCUCUCAGCGCUCCUAUGAAAAUUUUGUCAAGAUUCGGACCGCCAGACAAGCAUCACCUGAAUGCAACUGUCCCCCAGGACCUCCGGGAAAGCGAGGAAGAAGAGGCCGCAACGGAGAACCUGGACCUCCUGUAAGGCCUCAUCCUUCAGGCCCUCCUGGUCCGAAGGGUGAAAAGGGGGAUCAAGGCGACCAGGGACCACGGGGAUUGCCUGGUCUCCCUACGCUGGCUGCUUUGCACAGCAAUCAGAUCCUGACUGUCAAGGGAGAUCAAGGGCAAGCCGGACCACCUGGGCCUCCGGGGCCACCGGGCCCUCCUGGGCCGAGGGGGCCUCCAGGGGACACAGGGAAAGACGGGCCCAGGGGUGUACCUGGUCUACCAGGUGAUCCAGGGCAGCCUGGAGAAACAGGACCCAUGGGGCCUCAGGGGCCAGAGGGGCUGAAGGGUUCACUCGGACUUCCAGGCGUCCCAGGUGUUGACGGACUGAAGGGAGAUGUUGGCAUCCCAGGAUUGGACGGUAUCCCCGGAUCCAAGGGUGAUAUGGGCGAAGACGGACCGAAAGGUGAUAUGGGCGAGAAGGGAGAUGCAGGCUCCUCUGCAGCUGGCAUCAAGGGCGAACCUGGAGAGCCUGGACGAAGUGGGCAAAAGGGUGAGCCUGGAUUCCUCGGUCCCCAGGGAGAGCCGGGGCUUCCAGGACUCCCAGGAACUAAGGGUGAGAGAGGCGACCACGGGCCCCCAGGAAAGGGUGAAAGAGGAGAAAUGGGACCCAAUGGACCAAAGGGUUCACAAGGAGAGGCUGGCACACCUGGUCCUAAAGGGUCAAAGGGGGAGACUGGAGACAAAGGAGACUUGGGAUCGAUUGGCCCAAGGGGCCCCCCUGGGCAGAAAGGAGACCAAGGAGCCACUGAAAUCAUCGACUACAACGGAAACAUUCAGGAGGCUUUACAGAAGAUUACCACUAUUACAGUAACGGGUCCUCCUGGACCUCCUGGGCCAAUGGGACCGCAGGGUCUGAAGGGGGAUCGUGGUAUGCCUGGUCUCCCUGGACUCGAUGGUGAAAGAGGCUACAAAGGCUCCAAAGGAGACAUGGGAAUGCCCGGAGCUUCAGGGGACAAAGGGUCAACUGGCUUACCUGGCCUACCUGGUGUCAAUGGCCUAAAAGGGGACAAGGGAGAUUCAGGUCUACCUGGUCCUCAAGGUCCUUCAAUCAGCGGCCCUCCAGGACCACCAGGGCCCCAUGGACCCCCAGGGCCCAUGGGCCCCCAUGGCUUCCCCGGACCAAAGGGAGCCUCCGGCUUGGACGGCAAGCCCGGAAUUAGGGGCACGGAUGGGCCUCCGGGUCCGGCUGGUCCAGCUGGGCCAAAGGGUGACAUUGGUGAGAGGGGAGCACAGGGCGAGCCAGGACCAAGGGGACCUUAUGGACUGCCCGGGUUGCCAGGCUUAAGGGGAGAGAAAGGCGACGAUGGGGAAAGAGGAGAAAAGGGUUUCCGGGGAUUUAAGGGUGAAAAGGGGGAACCAGGGCAGCCAGGUCUGGACGGGCUGGAUGCCCCAUGCCAAUUGGGCCCAGAUGGAUUACCAAUGCCUGGAUGCUGGCAGAAGUCUGUGCAUGGCUCAGACUGGAGCGUCGCAGCCCGGCCAGAGGAGGAGGAGGAGGAGGAGGAGGGGGGAUCUGGACUGGCUCUCUAA